AUGAAGUUUGGAAUAUUUUCAUAUGCUAUUCUAUUUGUAUUAAUUCCAUUGAUAAGCACUACGACUAACCAGUUAAAAUGUUAUGUUUGCAAUUCAAAUGUCGAUGAAGGUUGUGAUGGUGAUUCUGUACCAGACGUCUAUAAAGUUAAAUGUAGUGCUAUGAUUCGUCCUUAUUGUCGAAAAAUCAUUCAAACCGUCGGUGAACAGAAAAGUGUUGUACGAACAUGUGGUUCCGCAGCUGGAUCAAAAUCAUGUUAUAAAACACCCGGAAAAAAUAAUGCACAAGUUUGUUCGUAUAACCAUGAUUUUUGUAAUCAGGCAACAAGUUUUAAUCGACAAGAACGAAUCAUGACCAUGAUGUCAUCGAUUAUUAUUCUUACAAUUUCCAUGCUUAUAAUUCGUUAA
This is a messenger RNA of Rotaria socialis, 405 nucleotides long. The record is from the annotation of a GenBank genome assembly. NCBI's taxonomy places the organism in Eukaryota, Metazoa, Rotifera, Eurotatoria, Philodinida, Philodinidae.